Messenger RNA from Myripristis murdjan (pinecone soldierfish), 1575 nucleotides. RefSeq names its product G protein-coupled receptor 18 (gene gpr18). The transcript is spliced from 2 exons. Gene Ontology annotation, biological process: phospholipase C-activating G protein-coupled receptor signaling pathway; positive regulation of Rho protein signal transduction. NCBI's taxonomy places the organism in Eukaryota, Metazoa, Chordata, Actinopteri, Holocentriformes, Holocentridae. The record is from RefSeq and is a predicted model, not a curated record. Gene Ontology annotation, molecular function: G protein-coupled receptor activity. Gene Ontology annotation, cellular component: plasma membrane. Bases 133 to 1152 code for a protein of 339 amino acids.
UGGCUGUAGAGCCGAGCACUCAGACAAAUGGCCAUGCCACUUCAUAAACCCGCUGUUGAGGUCUUGUUGUCAAGAUGCUGAUGCCUGAUAAAUACUAAAAACAUUUCGCCGCUGAAUUGUGGAAGUUGGGGGAUGAAAUUGGACCUGAAUAUUUCCAACAUGACCGUGGAGUCCAGUCCAGUGCAGCUGGAGCAGGUGCCAGUGGAGUAUCGCAUAUCAGGCCUCAUCUUCUACUGCUUCAUCUUCAUCAUAGGAGUCAUCGUCAAUGUCACUGCCUUAUGGGUGUUUGCCCUCACCACCAAGAAGAGGAACUCAGUCACUGUGUACAUGAUCAACGUGGCAGUGGUGGACCUCACCUUCAUCCUGCUGCUCCCCUUCAGGAUGGUCUACAAGCACCAGGACUACUGGCCUUUCGGAGACAUUUUCUGCCGGGUCAGUGCAGCCCUCACCAUCUUCUACCCCUGCAUGGCUCUGUGGCUGUUUGCUCUGAUCAGUGCGGACCGCUACGUGGCCAUCGUCCAGCCCAAGCACGGCAAGGAGCUGAAGAACAUCCCCAAGGCCAUGGUGGCGAGUGUAGGGGUGUGGAUCAUGACCUUAGGCAGCACUGUGCCCUUACUCUUCACUAUGGAUGACCCUGACCGCGCCUCCAACUUCACCACCUGCAUCAAGAUGCGCGACAUCAUCCACCUGCGCCGUGACAACCCGGUCAACUUUGUGAGGCUCAUCUUCUUCUUCCUGGUGCCCAUAUGUAUUAUGAUUGGCUGCUACAGUGUCAUUGUGGAUAACUUGAUCCACGGCCGCACCUCUAAACUCAAACCUAAAGUGAAGCAGAAGUCAAUCCGGAUUAUUAUCACGCUCAUCAUCCAGGUGUUGGUGUGUUUUGUUCCCUUCCAUGUGUGUUUGACGGUGCUUUUGCUGAGGAGAGGUGAAGAUGGGGACUACAGCACAUGGGGAGCCUUCACCACAUUCCUGAUGAACCUGAGCACGGUCUUAGAUAUUAUUCUGUACUACAUCGUCUCCAAGCAGUUCCAGGACAGGGUGAUCAGUGUGAUUCUGUACAGGAACUACCUGCGAAGUGUACGAAGGAAGAGCAGACACACACACACAGGCAGCGUACGAUCAAUGAGUAACUUGACCAGUGCAAUGAUAUAAAUCAGCUACUAACUCCACAUCAGAAAGUGACACUGAUUUCUAACAUGCUUGUGUGCAAUGUACUGGAACACUGAAUGCUUUACCUGGUCUAAGCGCUGAUUAUCAUACGGAUCAAAAACUGUAAUUAAUUUCCUAGAUGUAAAUUCACACUCACAGUAUGGGAGUAUUGCUGUGGCAUAAACAUCUGCGUUCAGAGCUGAUUGGCUCACCCAUGAGACUUGAGAUGAUUUCAGAACAUCUUUGCUCUGGCAGACAAAGCACAAGUGUCUCAGGCUCAGGUGUAAUGUAUGAAAGCUAAAAUAAACCCUCUGUAUCCUCGUGUUUGUUUCAGCAUUGUGUCUAGAUCUUGAAAUUUCACCCAACCUUAUGACGGUGUCUAAACCAUAAAAGGCCUGACAGCUUUCCGAAGAGGAAACAAACAGG